AUGGCAUUGAACAAGAGCGAAGUCGCACUUUUCAGUCCUCGUCACGAGAUCUACCCGCUCAUCGACCCCGAGCCUGUCUUCGCCGCGCAAGCAUACAAAGACCAGGUCGUCCUCGUCACCGGCGCAUCCUCCGGUAUCGGCUUCUUCACCGCCCUCACAUACGCCCGCGCUGGCGCGCACGUCGUGAUCAACUCCCGCAACGUCUCCGCCGAUCUCUUUGCCAAGAAGGCCGAGAUCGAGGAAAAGGUCAAGGGCGCACAGGUGCUGACCGUUGUGGGCGACAUCAGCGACGUUGACGUUGGUAAGAAGAUCGUUAAAGCCGCGGUGGAUGCCUGGGCCAGGGUCGACAUCGUCAUUGCCAAUGCGGCCGUGCUUAUGGGUGGUGCGCGGCUCCACGAGCGAGACCCUGUGAAGUGGUGGUACAGCCAGGAAGUCAACGUCCGCGGCGUCCUAAACAUCGUUCACGCGGCGAUCCCAGAGCUUCUCAAGGCCAAAGGUCAGAUCAUCGUCUCAACCACGGACCUCGCACACGUCCGCCUCCCGCUACUCUCAGACAUGUCUAUCAGCAAACACACGGUCAAUCGCUUCAUCGAGAUCCUUGCGCUCGAUUAUCCCGAGCUGACGGCGUACGCCGUUCAUGCGGGCGAGAUCAUGACCGAGGGCGCAGAGGCCGCGCAGAAGCGGCUGGGACUCUACGGCAAGAUCAAUAUGCCGGACUCGCUCGAGUUUGGGGCAGCGAUGUACCUUUGGAUCACUGGUAGGAACGCCGAGUUCCUCAACGGAAGGUACAUACAGGCGAGCUGGGACUUGAAUGAGGUGCUCGCGAAGAAGGAAGAGAUCCUAAGGGACAACUUGCUCGUUACCAAGCUUGCGGGGCCAAAGAAGGCGUAG
This is a messenger RNA of Peniophora sp. CBMAI 1063, 891 nucleotides long. The record is from the annotation of a GenBank genome assembly. NCBI's taxonomy places the organism in Eukaryota, Fungi, Basidiomycota, Agaricomycetes, Russulales, Peniophoraceae.